This is a messenger RNA of Phalacrocorax carbo (great cormorant), 1154 nucleotides long. The record is from RefSeq and is a predicted model, not a curated record. Lineage: Eukaryota; Metazoa; Chordata; Aves; Suliformes; Phalacrocoracidae.
CAAGCUGCUCCGCGUGCCCGGCCGCCCGGUUCCCUUUCCUGGCACCUUGGGCCACCCCAGCCGGUGCGUGCCGAGGCUCCGGCACGAAGCAGCCCCCCGUGCCAGGCCGGCUGCCGGGGAUGGCCGCGGCGAGGCCGGACCUGUACGAGAGCCUGCAGAUCCGCUACCCACCCAGCCCCACGCAAGCACCGGCACCCAGAUCCCCUCCGGCCGCACCCCGCUGGGUGCUGGGCACCGUCCUGGCCGUGGGCACCGGCGUGAUCCUGGUGCUGGGGGCCACCCUGGCAGCCCUCAUCACCCUGUACGUGCAGGGGCAGGCAGAUCUGCGGGCAGCGCAGGCAGAGCUGGCGGCACUCAGCUCCCUUCUGCUGCCUGACGGUGCCCGCAGCCCCAGCGAGACCCCGGCAGCAGCGCAGCAGAGGAAGGAGAAGCUCGGUAACGUCCCUGGCGGGGUGACACCCACGCCGGGGCCCCCCUGGCCCCCCCCAGCCGGGCCCGCGGCCCCACGGCUGCCCUCCCCGCAGGACAGUGGCUGCAGGGGCUGUCCCUGGGCUGGCGGUACCACCAGGGCAAGAUCUACUUCUUCUCGAGCGAUCGGAAGCCCUGGGGACGCGGCGGAGGCGGCGUGCCGCUCCACGCACGCCCGCCUCACCUCCAUCACCAGCCCCGAGGAGCAGGACUACCUGGCGCGGGAGGCGAGGGGAGGAACCUACUGGAUCGGGCUGGUGGCCACGGGCCCCGGCGGCUCCUGGCGCUGGGUGGACGGGGCUGCCUACUCCCAGGCCCAGAGUUUCUGGGCAGCAGGACAGCCGGACAACACGGACUACGGACAGUUGGGCCGGGAGACCUGUGCCCAGAUCCACCCCGUGGGCAACGGCCUGUGGAACGACCAUAACUGCAACUUCACCUUCUCCUGGAUCUGCAAGAGGGACCUGAGCCCGCCCUGAUGCCCCGCCGGCCCCGCUGCCGGCCCACUCGCCCGCCGGAUGAGCCCCCCAGGGAGCUCCGCUCCCCCCUGACGCAGGGCAGCUCCCAAGCGAGCAUCCCCGCCACGACGCUGCCGCCGGUGGUGCCGUGGACCCCGGUGCCACGCCGGCGCUGCCCUCUGCACCGAGACCCCUUCGCUGGGCCUUGAUUAAAUCGCUCCCGCUGCA